Oryza brachyantha (malo sina) is the source of this 1589-nucleotide messenger RNA. Its product is annotated as homeobox protein knotted-1-like 8. NCBI's taxonomy places the organism in Eukaryota, Viridiplantae, Streptophyta, Magnoliopsida, Poales, Poaceae. Gene Ontology annotation, molecular function: DNA binding; DNA-binding transcription factor activity, RNA polymerase II-specific. Bases 269 to 1291 code for a protein of 340 amino acids. Gene Ontology annotation, biological process: regulation of DNA-templated transcription. The transcript is spliced from 5 exons. Gene Ontology annotation, cellular component: nucleus. The record is from RefSeq and is a predicted model, not a curated record.
UUCUUGCAAACAGUGCAGCUAGCCCUCUUGUUAAAUUUUGCUCUGAUUUGACGUUAGAACGAAGCUACGAUGGCCACCAGCCACACAUAGAUGCCAUCACUUCACUCGCUCAUCCUCUCCUUUCUUCCCUCCCCCUUCACAUUCCAAGUAUCUGUCCCUCCCAACCACCACCUCCUCUUUUCAGGAGAUCAUCUCCUCCUUUUUCUUUGCUAGGGUUUGUCCACCAUAACUAUCACCUCUUCUUCCGAUUCUUGUCCUGUUGUCGGCCAUGGAGAACUUCGUGAGUCUCGCGGCAGCAGCAGGAGGAGGAGGAGGAUGCACCGCCAACGGCGCCAAGUCUUGUUCUUUGCUGGAGCUUCCACUGACGACGGCGUCGUCGGCGCCGGACAACAAAGCGCACCACAGCUCGCCGCCAGCGUACUACCAGCUGCUCGCCGCCGGCUCGGCGUCGUCGGCGCAGCAUGGCCGCCACCACCACCACCACCACACCGGUGGCGGCGCAGCAGCUGCGCCGGGACAGAUCUCGCCGGCGGCGGCGGUCAAGGCCGACAUCAUGUCGCACCCCCAGUACUCGUCUCUCCUCGCCGCCUACUUGGGUUGCAAAAAGGUCGGAGCCCCGCCGGAUGUGCUGGCCAAGCUCUCGACCGUGCCGGCGGCGAAGCUGGACGCAGCCGGUGGCCACCCUCGCCGUGAUGACCCGGAGCUCGAUCAGUUCAUGGACGCGUACUGCAGCAUGCUGAUGAGGUACAGGGAGGAGCUGGAGCGGCCGAUCCAGGAAGCAGCUGAAUUCUUCAGGAGCGUACAGUCGCAGCUCGAUUCGAUCGCUGACAGUAAUGGCGAUGGCCCGGGAUCAUCCGAGGAAGAGCAAGACACGAGCUGUCCUGAAGAAGCCGACCCUAGUGACAGGGAGCUGAAGAGGCAGCUUCUGAGGAAGUACGGCGGUUCUCUGGGCGAUCUCCGGCAGGGGUUCUCCAAGAGGACCAAGAAAGGGAAGCUCCCCAGGGAGGCCAGGCAGAAGCUACUGCACUGGUGGGAGCUGCACUACAAGUGGCCCUACCCCUCUGAGACGGAGAAGGCUACGCUGGCGCAGUCGACGGGGCUGGACCAGAAGCAGAUCAACAACUGGUUCAUCAACCAGAGGAAGCGGCACUGGAAGCCGACGCCGGCGGCAGGCGCGGCGGCCUUCCCGGCGAUGGAAGCUGCAAGGCCCGGCGGCGGCGUAGCGGCAGCGCUGCCGCUGUACAUGGGCCGGCCGUUCGUGUUGGACGGCAUGUACCGGCUUGGGUCUUGACUCUUGAAGGCUCUUGGGUCCUUUUGGUAAUCUGGAGAUAAUGACGCUGCUAAUGGCGAUGUUACUACUCGAUCAGUAAAUAGGACUAUAUUUGCUAGCCUUUUGUGUUGUGUGUGUGUGUGUGACAAGGCUCAGAUAUGUAUCUCUCCUACUGGUUCAAGUCCGAAAUGGAAAUGUAAUUGAAAGCCUUAAUUCUAAACAUAUUUCAUUCUUGGGCGAGAUGAGAUCUGCCCAAUGGUGGGUUCCCAUCCGUGCUUAACUGCAAGAUACAAGGUUUCACAAGCUGUCCGUGAAUGAA